This is a messenger RNA of Colletotrichum chrysophilum, 960 nucleotides long. RefSeq lists its product as uncharacterized. The transcript has 4 exons. NCBI's taxonomy places the organism in Eukaryota, Fungi, Ascomycota, Sordariomycetes, Glomerellales, Glomerellaceae. Bases 1 to 960 code for a protein of 319 amino acids. The record is from RefSeq and is a predicted model, not a curated record.
AUGAAGUUCGCGGUCGUUGGAGCCACCGGGGAGACCGGAACUUCCAUUGACGUGACCGCUCUCAUCCGACCCGGCUCGCUUGACAAGCCCGAGGUUCACGCCCUCAAAGAAAGAGGCGUCAAGAUAGCUUCCACCGACCUCACAGGACCUGAGGAUGAAAUCGUUAAGCAAGUCACUGGCUUCGAUGUCGUCAUUUCCGCCAUCGUUGCAGACAGCCUCCUUGAUCAGCUCCCACUUGCCAGCGCGUCGAAGAAGGCCGGUGUCGGGCGAUUCGUCCCCUGCUUCUUUGGUACCGUGAUGCCGGCUAGGGGAAUGUUGUGGUUCCGUGACCAGAAAGAGGAUGUCUUGAACCAUGUUCAAACACUCUACCUUCCCUACACCGUCAUUGACGUCGGCUGGUGGUACCAGAUUACCCUGCCUCGCUUGGCUUCCGGUCGCAUUGAUGCUGUCGCCAGCCCCUUUGACAACUGGAUUGCAGGGGAUGGCACUGUCAAGUCUGCUAUCACUGACCUAAGGGAUAUCGGCAAAUACGUCGCUCGCAUCGUUGCGGACCCUCGUACCCUGAACCAGAAGGUUUUCGCAUACACCCAGUUGAUCUCGCAAAACGAAGUUUACGAUCUCAUUGAAAACUUGAGCGGCGAGAAACUCGAGAGACAAUACCUGUCGUCAGAUGAUAUCGAGGCCGCGAUGGUGAAGGCGAAGGAUGACAAAGCCAACCCUCACAAGCUGUCUGUCUUGCAGUACCGCAAGUCUUGGGGUCUUCGAGGGGACAACACUCCCGAGUAUGCCCGUUAUCUGGGUUAUCAAAUCGGCAAAGAACUCUACCCAGAUUUGACUGGGAAACCAUUUGAAGAGUUUUGUAAAGAAGCGUUGGAUGGAAAGGUUGAGCCCAUUUUCCAGAAGAAGAGGCGCGAGAUGAUUGAAGCUGCUCAGAAGAAAGCCGCGGCUGGGCAAGCUUAA